AGGAGUAAUCGGAGUCGGAAGAGUUGGAGCCCGUGUUGCGUGUGGGCCAGAGGAUCGCGAUUACGCGAUGUUCCCGUCGUCGGACUCGGAGGACGAGCAUAACGCGGGACACUCAUCUUCGUCUCACAAUGAAGCUGCCGGCGCCGCUGCCGCUGCCAGUGGUAGUAACAGCUCCAGGCACAACAAACAACCGGCCGACGAUUGUUCCUCGAACAGCAGCAGUUGGCUUAGAGGCAAAGGUAAAAGUUCAAAUAAAAGAGAAGAGAGUAUGUUCAGCUUGAAACAGUUUUUGAAAAAUGACAAAAAUCCAGCAAAUCAUCAGUAUGCAGGAGCUAGACCGAAGGUGUAUGAAUCACAAUCAAGAACUCUGGAACCAAAUGAAAAUCAUGAUACUGGGAAGUAUCCUAGGAAUCCUACAGAACUACCAGACUUUGUGCAGGAUCAUCUAGUUAUUGAACAGUGCUACUUAGGUGAUAAGGUUUCUUCGAAUGUAUCAAGUGGCGAAGUGGACAAUUUACCAGACUUUGCUCUGAAUAGUGUUAAAAAUAGACAUUUGAACAGAUAUCUCGAUGAUCAGUGGAAAAAGAAUAACGAGAGCUCGUCAGACCUUUCGUUUGAUUUAACUGACCAUUUAGAUAAGAGCCUCGCAACAAAUGUAUCACAUCCAAGUUCCUUAGAUUUACCAAAGUUGGAUACCAUUGAUGGAGAGUCAGCUGAUGUGCCCGAAUCACUAGGUUUUCCAUUUGAUUUACAAAUAUCGCGAGGUGCAGAGUCAAAUUCUAAUUCUGAAGUGGCGGCAACUGGAAAUGAUUCUUUGUCAGAAGGAUUGGCUAACUCUACAAAGCUUUUGCCCGAUUUUUUAAGCGAUGCGCCAAUCAGAACUCGUGGUACUCCUAUGUCGGACAGACCUGAUUGUUCAGGCUCAACUGAUUCCAUAAACCAUUGGUUAUCCAUGGAGAACGAAAGAUUAUCUAAUGAGCUCCAAACUGCAAGGAGACAAGCAGCUGAUCGUUCUCUUAGGAUAGAGGCUCUAGAAGCUGAACUCAUGUCUCGAAGACAAGUAAAUCACCUUGAAAGUGCGCUUGAAGCAGCUAUGGAACAAGUUCAAGAUAAUUUAAAACACAGCAAAAAAAGAGCAAUCAAUGCGGAAAAUACAGUGUCAAUGUUGAGAGAAAAAGUGGAGUCAUUAAAUAUCGAAAUAAUGAUGCUGCAGUCGGAGAAUAGAGAACUUCGAGAGGCGUUGGGAUUGGAAAACAAUAGUUGCAGGAAUGCGAAUCCCAGUCGUAAAAUACAAAGGCUAGCAGAAGAUUUGAGGCAUGCUGCUACUACAGCAGAAGUAUCUUUAAGGCAGUUGAUGUCAGGUGUAAAUAAUUUGCGAGUGCUUGCAUCAGCUCUCGAAAAUGUUGAUAAAAUAGAAGAUCGUACCAAAGACUUUUUACCCGAUUUUGAUGAAGAUAGUGCAGCUGGACCAGCAUUGUAAGAAGAAAAAGAUCAAAGCAAAACGACGAGACUACGGAUAUUUUUUUAUUUACAAUUUUUGCAUCAA
This is a messenger RNA of Copidosoma floridanum, 1546 nucleotides long. RefSeq names its product lethal (3) 04053. Gene Ontology annotation, cellular component: midbody; early endosome; recycling endosome. NCBI's taxonomy places the organism in Eukaryota, Metazoa, Arthropoda, Insecta, Hymenoptera, Encyrtidae. Gene Ontology annotation, biological process: positive regulation of cilium assembly; regulation of cytokinesis; positive regulation of protein localization to cilium. The record is from RefSeq and is a predicted model, not a curated record.